Messenger RNA from Penicillium soppii, 1305 nucleotides. RefSeq lists its product as uncharacterized. The record is from RefSeq and is a predicted model, not a curated record. The transcript has 2 exons. NCBI's taxonomy places the organism in Eukaryota, Fungi, Ascomycota, Eurotiomycetes, Eurotiales, Aspergillaceae. The coding region runs from base 1 to 1305 and encodes 434 amino acids.
AUGACCAACACAACACAGUCCAGCCAGGUGGAGAGCAGUGGCAUUUCUUCCUCCUCGGUGAAUGGUGACACCGCGGUUGAGACUUCCACUAUUUCAUCUCCCUCAGUGAAUAGUGCCACCGUAGUUGCUACUACCGCUACUUCAUCCUCCUCGACAUAUGCCGCGUCCGUGGAGACUACUUCACCGCUUCCGUCACUGUUUUCCACUCAGCCCGCUGGCAGUUCAGCAACACGAACGCCUUCCAGAGUUGUCAACCCAUCAUACACAUCUACCAGCAAAGUUGCAAUCUCAGUACCUUCGCAGUCAAAUGGAAAGUUCAGUUCUGGAACUCUUGCGGGUUCCAUAGUUGGCGCUUUUGCCGGCGGUUAUAUCCUGGCCCUCUUGGCAGCCUUUCUUUUCUUUCGUUUCCGCAAGAAGAGCCGCAAACCUAGGGAGAAGGCCCGUGGUUCUGGUUAUAUUGAGAAUUCGGAAAAAGUAUUGGGACAGACAGUCACUACAUUUGCUGGAGUUUCAAAACCUAAGAACUCUGAUAUACCGCUCCCCCAAGUCGCGAGCGCGUUCGAGUCACAGCAACUCGAUCUGUCUACUUAUAUUCCACAACCAGCAGAUGACCACUCUGUAUGCAUGCGCAUUCAGAGCUUAUUUGAUCAGGCCGGUCUACAUGUUGAGAACUACUACUCUCGCACUGCUUCCAAUCCCCCAUUGACUCGGGACCUUCUUGCUCGUCUCAGUCGCUACGAUUCAACGUCUUUACCUGUUUCGUUGAGCAUCAUCCUUUCAAACCCCAGAUCUCAAAGGGCUGUUCUCACCCAUGUAUUAAUUGAAAGCCUGCUGCAUGCCAUUCAACCCGGCGAAACCGAAAACUCUCUUCUUCCGGCAGAUUUUGCGGCAAGCCCACAGCAAGGAGGAAGUGAGGUGGCAGAUGCUGCUACGGAGCGUGUCAAAUUUGCUUGGCGUAUGCUCACGUCCUUCCUCUACUCGUCAAACAAUCACCCGCCGGCCCUACCCAGAGAAAACAUAAUGAAAUUUGCGGAGGGUUUCACCAAGGCAUUUGAGCCAUACAGCAACCCGCAGUUCACAAAAGAUGAUCGCCUUCGGCAUCUGGCCACCAUCUCCAAAUCGGCAGCUGACCUCGGUAUCUGGUUAUUCUCACAGCCAUGUUUGUUUAAGUUCAGGUGGGUAACAGAUAGGGUUUCAGGUGAUAAUAUGGUGGUUCUUCCUGCUAUUUUAAAAGUUUGCGAUGAACAGGGGCGACUAUUGGCGAUUCCGGAGAAGCUAGUGGAGGAAAAAGUAGUACAAACCUGA